AUGACGACAUUGGCCAAACACACCCCGGUCGUGGUCGGGGUAGGGGACAUCAAAAAUCGGUCGACUCGACUUGAUGAUGCGGUCGAGCCACUGGAUCUCAUGGUGCAAGCUAUUUGCGCGGCUCUGGAAGACACAGGCUUAUCGACCUCGGAUGCACAGUCUCUUCGAGAAAAGGUCGACAGUAUUUCGGUCGUGGCGAACUGGACUUGGCCAUACCCGAAUACCCCGGAAGUGCUUCGGAGUAAAUUACAUUGUCGAGCCACGCAUCUUCAUGAAAGUGAGCAUGGGGGCCAUUCGCCGGCCGAGUUGUUGGAUGAAGCUGCGCGACGAAUUGCGCAUGGGCAAAGCACAGUUGCUAUUGUGACUGGUGGGGAGGCUCUUGCUUCGUUGGGUGCGUUCCACGCCGCGAAAAAGUUUCCACCUCCCGGAUGGACUCACUUGGAAGAUCACACCUCGAUAUGGGAGAAGGAGCGCAAGCAUAAUCUUGCGGCCAGCUAUGGACUGGGCCUCCCGACUCAAGUCUACGCCAUGUACGAAGCGGCACUCCGAGCGCAUCGGGGUCAAAGUCCGGCGGAAAAUCAUCGUGAAUCAAGUGAUCUAUAUGCGGAAUAUGCCCGUGUCGCAGCAGGUAAUCCCAUUGCAUGGACCCAUGGCAAAGAACCGGAUACCGCAGACACGAUUGCGCGAGUGACGAAGAGAAAUCGAAUGAUCUGCCUCCCAUAUCCACUGGUGAUGAAUGCUUUCAACACGGUGAACAUGUCCGCAGCAUGUAUACUCACUUCCCUGGAACAUGCGCAAGAAUUGGGAAUUCCACAUUCUCGCUUGAUCUUCCCCCUCGGUGGUGCAGGCACUCAUGACCGUGAAGAUUUCUAUGAACGCAGUUGCUUCUUCCACAGUCAGAGUCUAUCAUCUUGCCUCGAUGCCACUCUAGCGGCUUCUAAUGUGAAAGCCGCCGAGAUUGACCUAUUUGACUUUUAUUCAUGUUUCCCAAUCGUACCAAAGCUGGCUUCGCUGCACUUGGGUAUCCCCAUUCACGGUGGCAAGCGACCGACGACCUUACUCGGAGGUCUGACUUCCUUUGGGGGUGCUGGGAACAAUUACUCUCUGCAUGCAAUCACAGAAAUGGUUCGCCAGCUCCGAAGUGGUCAAGAUGGCCAGGUCGGUCUAGUCUUGGCCAACGGCGGCGUCCUAUCGCAUCAUCACGCAGUCUGUCUUUCUCGCAACCCUCGACAGGACGGCAUUCUCUACCCGAUUCGAAAUCCUCUACCGAUACACGUGAGUGGUGCUUGGCCUCAGAUUAUCGAGCGCGCACAAGGAAAUGCCAGAAUUGAGACCUACACUGUUCAGUACGAGCGAGACGGGUCGCCUCUCGCUGGCUUCAUCUUGGGGCGUUUGGAAGAGGGAGGGGCUCGAUUCAUCGCCAUCACCACAGAUGGGGCAAGUUUGAAGGUUCUUGGUACGAAUCGAGAGCAGGUUGGAACCCCAGUAUGGGUUGAAUUUGAUGAAGAUGCGGGAAGAAACACUUUUAAAGUUCUAGGUGCCAGAUUAUAA
Messenger RNA from Penicillium diatomitis, 1551 nucleotides. RefSeq lists its product as uncharacterized. Gene Ontology annotation, molecular function: acyltransferase activity. Lineage: Eukaryota; Fungi; Ascomycota; Eurotiomycetes; Eurotiales; Aspergillaceae. The transcript has 8 exons. Bases 1 to 1551 code for a protein of 516 amino acids. The record is from RefSeq and is a predicted model, not a curated record.